AAUGCGAGGGCAUUGCCGACAGACUCCGUACGAUUUGUCAAUUGACAAUUCCUCCGCUCGAUGACGCGAAUCGGUUAGUGAACUAAGGCAUGAUUUGAGUUCUUCUUUCAACAGAUACUAUAAAACUUCGGCUGGUCCAGACUCCAGACAACUUCAUUUCCAAGCAACCGGCUCAGAAACACUGGAUCUCCUCCGCUCCAUUCCCCUUCCAUAUAUACUGGUAAUCAUCGUUGCGGUUCUUCUACCCUUCAUGUCUCCCAUGCCGUCGGGUCUAUUCUCCAAAUUCCUUCGUCCGUUCUCUUCGACCACGAUGGCCUUCGGUCCCGAGGGGUCAUCAGCAACAUUGCCGGAGGGCGCGGCGAAGGCAACCAUUGCUGCAGGAUGCUUCUGGGGCGUUGAGCACAUGUACCGCAAAGCCUUCGAUGGAAAGGGCCUGAUCGAUGCGAGGGUUGGAUAUAUUGGAGGCGAUACACAGAACCCUAGCUACCGAGCAGUAUGUACAGGCCGAACAGGACACGCCGAAGCUCUACAAGUUAUCUACGACCCCGAGAAGCUCAAAUACCGGGAGUUGAUCGAGUUCCUCUACCGCAUGCACGAUCCCACCACGAAGGACAGGCAGGGACCGGACACCGGCUCCCAAUAUCGGAGCGGUAUCUUCUUCCAUGACGAGGAGCAGGAGAAGAUCGCAAAGGAGGUCACCGACAAGGUGCAGCAGGAAUGGUGGAAGAAGGGCAAAGUGGUCACGGAAAUCCUGCCCGCUGGUCAAUGGUGGGAUGCCGAGACGUAUCAUCAGCUCUACUUGGACAAGAAUCCUGGAGGCUAUGAAUGCCCAUCCCAUUUCCUUCGUCCGUUUCCCCCUCUCUCGUCAUGACGGACUAGAAAUGGAGCCAUGAACGAUGCCGUGAUGAUGUCAUGAAAUAUGUGGUCCAAACAAGAACACUUGCAACCAACUGGCUGGUUAGAAUGGGAAUUUGAUUCAGACUAAAUGAACAGAAGUGUUCCCCUUUAUCCAAGGCCAACUCGCGUGUGCUGAGCCAUUGGACAGUUGAUAGACGAUAUGCCGUGGUGGCGGCAUGAUUAAUAGUCCUUUUCGCCCUAUAUACUUGACCCCUAAUCUCUGAAGAGCUGGUACAUAACUGCCCAUUCUCCUCACUGUUAAUAGUGAAUAUCAAUUAUUAUUCGACCG
This is a messenger RNA of Eremomyces bilateralis CBS 781.70, 1186 nucleotides long. RefSeq names its product peptide methionine sulfoxide reductase msrB/msrA. The record is from RefSeq and is a predicted model, not a curated record. Gene Ontology annotation, molecular function: peptide-methionine (S)-S-oxide reductase activity. The transcript is spliced from 3 exons. NCBI's taxonomy places the organism in Eukaryota, Fungi, Ascomycota, Dothideomycetes, Eremomycetales, Eremomycetaceae. Bases 311 to 871 code for a protein of 186 amino acids.